Messenger RNA from Menidia menidia (Atlantic silverside), 1095 nucleotides. Lineage: Eukaryota; Metazoa; Chordata; Actinopteri; Atheriniformes; Atherinopsidae. The record is from the annotation of a GenBank genome assembly.
AUGUGUAAACUAUUAUGUCCCUUUCAGAAAUACUAUGGCAGCCGACUGGAGUCUUCGUGUGACUUACAGACCAGUGCCACCUCCUGCAGCAUGCCCCUCCGCCCACUGCCUAAAAGCGUUACAGAUGCUCUGAGUCAGGUUCACCCCGAAGUCAUCAAGAGGUUUUUUGGGUGUGGGCUACCAUUUCCAGCCAAGCUGGAAGGCUGCAGCGUUCUGGACCUCGGCAGUGGUACUGGACGGGACUGCUUUGCUUUCAGUAAGCUUAUUGGACCGAGUGGACAUGUGACUGGGAUCGAUAUGACAGAGGAGCUGAUCACAACAUCCCGUCAGUACGUUGAAUAUCAUCAAAUCAAGUUUGGCUACGAGAAACCCAAUGUCACUUUUGUCCAAGGGUACAUAGAGAAACUCACUGAGGCGGGCAUACCACGGGAAUCAAUGGAUGUUGUGAUAUCCAACUGUGUAAUCUGUCUGUGCCCAGACAAGAAAUCAGUGCUACAACAAGCUUACGAUGUCCUAAAGGAAGGAGGGGAGCUUUUCUUCAGUGACAUGUAUGCCAGCUGUGUCAUUCCGGACCACAUGAAGCAGGAUCCUGUCCUGUGGGGUGAGGGAAUGAGUGGCUGUCUGUGUUGGAAAGAUCUCAUCUCUAUGGCCCAUGAUGUCGGCUUCAGCUCUCCGCUCCUCUUCUCAGCGAGUCACAUCGAGGUGCACAACAGCGAGCUCAGAGCAAAAGCAGGGGACAUCGGAUAUGCUUCGGGUACGUACAGGCUCUUUAAGCUGCCCAAACUUCCCGUCAUGCCAGGCGCCACUGUGACCUACAAAGGCACCGUGGCAGAGUUCCCAGAGCAGCUGGACUUCGAUUCCUCCCACUGUUUUAAGGUGCGAAGGCCAGUCACUGCGAAGGGCGAGGCUGUGGAGGUAGAUGGAGAGAUGGCAGCGAUCCUCCAGAACUCCAGAUUCUGUGCUGAUUUCCAGAUCCAGGCGUCAGAUAAACAGGAUUCCAGUUCCAAACCAACACAGUACUGUCACCUCAAUCCGUUUCUGCUGGCUGACAAACGUGGGUCCUCUGUGAAACAGUGCUCCAAAACCGGCAAAUAA